GUUCGCUUUAGUCCUCUAGAUUUCUCGCAUUAGGAUCCGCUCCACCUAACGGGAAGCAACGACGGCAGCUUUAGCUUUCAUUGGGGAAAAAAGGGUGAAAGGCGAGACGAAAACGUAAAAAAAUUGUCUUCGCCUCUCUGCCUCCAGCCAAAAUGAUCCACAGCCUAUUCCUAGUAAACGCUUCAGGGGACAUUUUCCUGGAGAAGCACUGGAAGAGCGUGGUCAGCCGCUCUGUGUGUGAUUACUUCUUUGAGGCGCAGGAGCGUGCCACAGAGCCAGAGAACGUCCCACCAGUGAUCCCCACACCACACCACUACCUUAUCAGCGUGCUCAGGCAUCGCAUCUACUUUGUAGCAGUCAUCCAGAGCGAGGUGCCGCCGCUUUUUGUCAUCGAGUUUCUGCACAGAGUUGUCGACACAUUCCAGGACUAUUUUGGAGUGUGUACAGAGGCUGCCAUCAAGGAUAAUGUGGUAGUAGUCUAUGAACUACUGGAGGAGAUGCUGGACAAUGGCUUUCCGCUGGCCACAGAGUCCAACAUCCUCAAAGAGCUCAUUAAGCCCCCCACCAUACUCCGCACAAUGGUCAACACCAUCACAGGCAGCACCAAUGUAGGUGAACAGCUCCCUACAGGCCAGCUGUCAGUGGUGCCAUGGCGACGCACUGGGGUCAAAUAUACAAACAAUGAAGCUUAUUUUGAUGUGGUGGAGGAGAUUGAUGCUAUCAUUGAUAAAUCAGGCUCCACUAUUACAGCCGAAAUCCAGGGAGUUAUUGAUGCCUGUGUGAAAUUGACAGGCAUGCCUGACCUCACUUUAUCAUUCAUGAAUCCUCGGCUGCUGGAUGAUGUCAGUUUCCACCCAUGUGUUCGGUUCAAGCGCUGGGAAGCUGAGCGGAUCCUCUCCUUCAUCCCUCCUGAUGGAAACUUCCGGCUGCUCUCCUACCAUGUCAGCUCUCAGAACCUGGUGGCGAUUCCAGUGUAUGUCAAACACAACAUCACCUUCCGCGAGGGGAGCUCUCAGGGACGUUUUGACCUGACCCUGGGCCCCAAACAGACCAUGGGCAAGGCUGUGGAGUCGGUCCUGGUCAGCAGCCAGCUGCCCCGGGGUGUCCUCAAUGCCAACCUCAACCCCUCCCAGGGAACAUACACAUUUGACCCAGUCACAAAGUUGUUGUCAUGGGAUGUUGGUAAGAUCAACCCACAGAAGCUUCCCAGUCUGAAAGGUACCAUGAGCCUACAGGCGGGGGCCUCCAAACCCGAUGAGAACCCCACCAUCAACAUCCAAUUCAAGAUCCAGCAGAUGGCCAUCUCAGGGCUGAAGGUGAAUCGUCUAGACAUGUACGGUGAGAAGUAUAAACCUUUCAAAGGCAUCAAGUACAUGACGAAGGCUGGCAAGUUCCAGGUCCGGACUUAAAGACUACUGCUCUGUGACUACUGGACCAAACCACAGUGAGACUGAGGGGGUGAUGUGAUGGGGGAAGGGGAGUUGGUACAUUCCCUGUGUAUAUGCAUUUCAGGAUUUACCUACAUAUACUGGAGAUACCUUGUAGCAGUUGAAAAGUGGACCAUUUCACAUAGAAACGCCCAGUAAACAGGUUAGAGUUAUGACUGAAUCUGCAGUUUGAACCUGAAUGUCAUAAAACAUUUCCAUCUCCAUCCAAGGUGAACCUGGGCCAAACCAAGCUCAUCCCAAUGUACUGUAUAUUACUACUGAUUUAUACCUUUAACAGCAUUUUCACUGAUAAUUUUAAUCCUGAGCCCAAAUCAAACCCAAGCUGUUACAUGAAGGAGAAGCAGUUUGUGCUACUUUGUGUUAAUUCAGGCUCCAUCAAGUUCAGACACACAUUUCAAGCUCUAACAAACAGGCCACAAUCUGAUGCUGUACUGUUUUAGCUGUAGGUAUCAGCUUUGAAAGUGAUCCAUCCUCAACAGUAUUUCAUUGUCUUUGUUAUGUUUAUCUGGAUACAUGUGUGCAGGUGACUGUUAUUUACACUCCAAACAAGAGAUAUUGGAUACUGGACCAAUAGUGAAUCAAAAUAGAGCUCCCCAGUAAUAAAUUGUGAUAGCAUGGGCUGUACAGUGUGACAGAAAUUCUGUGUUUUGCCAUGUCAAAGGACCUCUGCAAAAUGAAACAAUAGCGUUGUCUUACAGCACAGUAAGACACCAAACUAAUAGUCAAGAAACUAGUGGCAGUUGAUGAGGUGGUUGUGCAGUUUUUUGCUGCAAAUCAGUAGUGGCAGGUAAGCCUCUACUGCUCUAGAAAAACCCAAAUAAUAUCUUUUCUCUUAAAUUUUAAACAGUCAGAGAGCUGCUAUGAUGAUCAUCUGUGUUCCAAAGGCUUCCCAUUGUGAACUGCUGGUGAAAAAUACUAAUGUAUUUCUUCUACUCCUGUCUGAUUCUUUUUCCAACAUUCAUCUGUUUUCUGCUUUUCCUCCCUGUUUGUUGUGUUCUUGUGCUCCUCCUCUUCUCCUCGUUGCAGUAAUUUGAUGGUUUUGGAGUCAGCACACUGAUGUAUGAGAAUGUGAUACUGGAGCUGUCCUUAAUUGUGCACUUUCACAUCUGUUGGCACUAACAUUUCCUUUUAAUGCAAGUGAGAUGAAUGUAGAGUGGCUGAAGCUGUUUAGGCUAUUUCUUACCGUGACAGUUUCCGGGAGAAUUUCAGGUUCAUGUUCACAUCUUUUAUUCAACUUAAAUGAUUAUUUAUUAAACAACAUAAAGGAUUUACAAAAGUAAUGUAAUUGUGUACAGUGUUUCCCAUUCCUGCACUCUAUCACUAAAUUCUUAAAAGUUUAAACUCUACAGAAGCUUGUCAUUUAAUCGAACAGUAUGGGCAGUUUUUCCAGCAGUUUUAGUUUUCAGUAUAUAGAAAUAUGAAAAAGAUUUUUGACCCUGUUUAUUUGGUGCUUAAGUGAUCCAAAUUAUAUUUAAAAAAAAAAAAAAAAAAACUAUUUCUCCAGUAUAUCACAACCCUUACAGUCAGAGAAUCUGUAUGAAUCCUAAUCUCUAUUUCUAUACAUCAUGUAAACAGAACAUUCUGAAUGUCACCAUGGCAACUGGGCUGAUCUUUGCAUAUGCUUUUAAAGGCUGGAGUGAUACAUACAUGCCUCUGGGUCUCUGCUGAAAUCAGCUCACCAUGAAAUUCAUGCCUCUUCAUGUGAUUGGCAGAGAGGUUCAAAGUUGCUACAAACAGAAUAUGGUGUUAACAACUCCAAAUAAAAAGAACAUAUUAAACUGUGUCAUGGUACAAUGGCCAGGUACCUCAGAGGAAAUGUUGACCGUUUGCAUUUUGUGUUUAUGGACUUUUGUUUGUGUGUUUGUUAAACAGCCUCCAAUGGAGUGUUAUGCUGGUGUUAAAAAUAAAGAUUUGAUGUGUUAUAA
Molecule: messenger RNA, 3373 nt
Organism: Lates calcarifer (barramundi perch)
Lineage: Eukaryota; Metazoa; Chordata; Actinopteri; Centropomidae
Gene: ap3m2
Product: adaptor related protein complex 3 subunit mu 2
Exons: 9
Coding region: 153-1409 (418 amino acids)
Biological process (GO): intracellular protein transport; endocytosis
Cellular component (GO): cytoplasmic vesicle; clathrin adaptor complex
Source: RefSeq, a predicted model, not a curated record